Molecule: messenger RNA, 6100 nt
Organism: Malaya genurostris
Lineage: Eukaryota; Metazoa; Arthropoda; Insecta; Diptera; Culicidae
Gene: Atpalpha
Product: sodium/potassium-transporting ATPase subunit alpha
Exons: 13
Coding region: 720-3830 (1036 amino acids)
Biological process (GO): potassium ion import across plasma membrane; proton transmembrane transport; intracellular sodium ion homeostasis
Cellular component (GO): membrane
Molecular function (GO): P-type sodium:potassium-exchanging transporter activity; ATP binding; ATP hydrolysis activity
Source: RefSeq, a predicted model, not a curated record
GACCAGCGUUCAGUUGAGCGCCGUACACGUUCAGAGCAGGUCGCGUUUCGCAAAGUCUCUUGCUCUAGUGGUGUGUGGUGUGGUGUUGUGCUGUGCUGUGCUCUACUCUACUCUGCCCUACUGUGGGUGUCGUCGUCGUGCUCGGUCGUGUCACUUGCAUAGAAAAGUGUCCCUGCACGCACACACGCACACACGCGCACGCUAGCGUGGUGUGACUGUAGUGGAAGGAAGUUGUGUGCUGGUGUGCGAGUGCCGCACUCUUUGAGUGUAAUAUUUGCUUCUUUCGAGCGAAACAAAAUGACAGUGUGAAAAGAAACGAAAACGAAGUGAAGUGAGCGUGAGCAGAAGAAGAAGAAAGGAAGGAAGGAAGGAGCAAGUGUUCGGGAGGGAAAUCGAUUUUAUCCCGUCGGAGAAGAAAUACCAGCAGAAGGAAAGCAGUGAAGGAGAAAAAAAGAAGUCUAAGGAGUAACGCAUAAGAGACCUACCUACCCCGUAACCACCAUAUUACCACCCUCCCCCUCGUCGAAGGAAGGAUUCCCCAGGAACACUCCCUUCGCGCAAAGGAAGUUGAAGUUGUCACACAGGAGUUGAAAAAGAAAGUACAGGAAGAAGCGCAAACCACACGGAGUCGAGAUUGCGCAAUUUUGAAGUGCAUACCUUCCACUUCCACACACGAAAUCAACGAUUUAUUACAGAAGAAAAACUGCUAAACUAAAACAAUGCCUGCCGAGACCGGUAGGACAGACUCGUACCGAGUCGCCACCGUGGCACCGCUGAAGGAUGACAACCUCACUGCUGAUGGUCAGCUUAAGACAAGACGCAAAAUGCCACCAAAGAAGAAAGGAGAUAAUUUGGAUGACUUGAAACAGGAGUUGGAUAUUGAUUUCCACAAAAUCACACCGGAAGAACUGUACCAGCGACUACAGACACAUCCAGAAAACGGUCUCAGCCAUGCGAAAGCAAAAGAAAACCUGGAACGAGAUGGACCAAACGCACUUACCCCACCUAGACAGACGCCCGAAUGGGUCAAGUUCUGCAAGAAUCUCUUCGGUGGCUUCGCUCUGCUGCUGUGGAUCGGUGCUGUUCUCUGCUUCGUUGCCUACUCGAUUCAGGCCAGUACCGUCGAGGAACCGGCCGACGAUAACCUGUACCUCGGCAUUGUGCUGGCCGCCGUCGUGAUAGUUACCGGUAUUUUCUCGUAUUAUCAAGAAUCGAAAAGUUCAAAGAUUAUGGAAUCGUUCAAGAACAUGGUGCCCCAGUUCGCGACCGUGCUGCGUGAAGGUGAGAAGCUUACACUCCGCGCCGAAGAUCUGGUUAUCGGUGAUGUCGUAGAGGUCAAGUUUGGCGAUAGGAUACCCGCCGAUAUUCGUAUUAUCGAGGCACGAAGCUUCAAGGUUGACAAUUCGUCACUUACCGGCGAGUCUGAGCCACAGUCACGCGGACCCGAGUUCACCCACGAUAACCCACUGGAAACGAAAAAUCUGGCCUUCUUCUCGACCAAUGCCGUCGAAGGUACUGCGAAGGGUGUCGUCAUUAGCUGCGGUGAUCACACCGUGAUGGGUCGUAUCGCUGGUCUCGCUUCCGGUUUGGACACGGGCGAAACUCCGAUCGCUAAGGAAAUCCACCAUUUCAUUCACAUCAUUACGGGCGUAGCUGUGUUCCUCGGUGUUACCUUUUUCGUGAUUGCCUUCAUCCUCGGUUACCACUGGCUGGACGCUGUUAUCUUCCUGAUCGGUAUUAUCGUCGCCAACGUCCCGGAAGGUUUGCUCGCCACCGUCACCGUAUGUUUGACCCUGACUGCCAAGCGUAUGGCUUCGAAGAAUUGCUUGGUUAAGAAUCUGGAAGCUGUGGAGACCCUCGGUUCGACCUCGACCAUCUGCUCGGAUAAAACCGGCACACUGACCCAGAAUCGUAUGACCGUCGCUCACAUGUGGUUUGAUAAUCAAAUCAUCGAAGCGGAUACCACUGAGGAUCAAAGCGGUGUGCAGUAUGAUCGCACCAGCCCCGGAUUCAAGGCUCUGUCCCGUAUUGCUUCGCUGUGCAACCGUGCCGAGUUCAAGGGAGGUCAAGAUGGUGUUCCAAUUCUGAAGAAGGAAGUCAGCGGUGAUGCUUCGGAAGCUGCUCUGCUGAAAUGUAUGGAACUGGCUCUCGGAGACAUCCUCAGUAUUCGCAAGCGCAACAAGAAGGUGUGCGAGAUUCCGUUCAAUUCGACCAACAAGUACCAGGUUUCUAUCCACGAGACGGAAGAUCCUAGCGAUCCUCGCUAUCUGCUGGUUAUGAAGGGUGCUCCGGAACGUAUUCUGGAACGCUGCUCGACCAUUUUCAUCAACGGCAAGGAGAAAUUGAUGGACGAAGAGAUGAAGGAAGCUUUCAACAAUGCCUAUCUGGAACUCGGUGGACUGGGAGAACGUGUGCUGGGAUUCUGCGAUUUUAUGCUGCCAUCGGACAAAUAUCCACACGGUUACAAGUUCAACGCUGACGAUGUGAACUUCCCCGUCGAGAACCUGCGCUUCGUCGGCCUCAUGUCCAUGAUUGACCCUCCACGUGCCGCAGUACCAGAUGCCGUCGCCAAAUGCCGCUCUGCCGGUAUCAAGGUUAUCAUGGUCACUGGUGAUCACCCGAUUACUGCCAAGGCUAUUGCCAAAUCGGUCGGUAUCAUUUCGGAGGGUAACGAAACCGUUGAAGACAUUGCCCAGCGUCUCAACAUCCCGGUUUCGGAGGUUAAUCCACGUGAGGCUAAGGCCGCCGUUGUGCAUGGUUCGGAACUGCGUGACCUUUCCGGAGAUCAGAUCGACGAAAUUCUGCGCUACCACACGGAAAUUGUGUUCGCUCGUACCUCUCCGCAGCAGAAACUUAUCAUCGUUGAGGGCUGCCAACGUUUGGGUGCUAUCGUCGCUGUCACCGGUGACGGUGUAAACGAUUCACCUGCCCUUAAAAAGGCCGACAUCGGUGUUGCCAUGGGUAUCGCCGGUUCCGACGUAUCCAAACAGGCCGCUGACAUGAUCCUACUGGACGACAACUUUGCCUCGAUCGUUACCGGAGUGGAGGAGGGACGUCUGAUUUUCGACAAUCUGAAGAAGUCGAUCGCCUACACGCUGACAUCCAACAUUCCGGAAAUCUCGCCCUUCUUGGCGUUCAUUCUGUGCGACAUUCCGCUCCCGCUCGGUACCGUCACCAUUCUGUGCAUCGAUCUGGGAACUGACAUGGUACCGGCCAUUUCUCUCGCCUACGAAGCCGCCGAGAGUGAUAUUAUGAAGCGUCGCCCGAGAGAUCCGUACCGUGACAACUUGGUCAACCGCAGACUUAUCUCGAUGGCCUACGGUCAGAUCGGUAUGAUCCAAGCCGCCGCCGGUUUCUUCGUCUAUUUUGUCAUCAUGGCCGAGAACGGAUUCUUGCCGCUAAAGUUGUUCGGUAUCCGUAAGAGCUGGGAUUCGAAGGCCGUCAACGAUCUGACCGAUUCUUAUGGACAGGAAUGGACCUACCGUGACCGCAAGACACUCGAGUUCACCUGUCACACCGCAUUCUUCGUGUCCAUUGUCAUUGUCCAGUGGGCCGAUUUGAUCAUUUGUAAGACCCGCCGUAACUCGAUUCUCCACCAGGGCAUGAGAAAUUGGGCGCUCAACUUCGGUAUCGUGUUUGAGACGAUUCUGGCCGCCAUCCUCUCGUACACGCCCGGUAUGGACAAAGGCUUGCGCAUGUUCCCACUCAAAUUCGUCUGGUGGCUGCCAGCCUUGCCGUUCAGCUUGUCCAUCUUCGUGUACGAUGAGAUCCGUCGUUUCUACUUGAGACGCAAUCCAGGUGGUUGGUUAGAACAAGAGACGUACUACUAGGUCAACAAAUUUAUAUUUAAAAAGAUUAAUUAAAGAAGAAAAACUGAAAAAGGAGGUGAAAACAACAGUGAAAAAAUAACAAAAAAUGAGCAUAAAAAAGUAAUUAUAUUUUUUUAAUUAUUAAAUUUAUAUAAAGUUAUAAAUUAUGAUUUCCACACACGAAGAAAAGCAAAAGGAUAAAAACUAGUAAAAAUCGUGAAGAAGAUAAGAAGCAGUAUCUCCCGUCCUCAUCAAGUCAAAGUCCCCUCGCACCUCCGCGUCACUGUCACAUAAAAUGCACACUAAACACACACACAGACAGACAAACAGACACACAGACAUACACACAAAUCCCAAUCACGUCUACACGCGUAUGUGUUCGUGCGUCUCUCAUAGUUACUGUCUUCUUGAGAAAGAGUCACACGCGCCUGCCAUCAUCGACCGAAGUCAAACAACACCAACAACACUCGUACAAACAGAUGCCAUACAGCGUGCCUAACGAAACGCUCGCGAUGUGUUCGUAGUCACUGUCACAAACAGACAACACACCGGACACUCAAUACUGAAAAGAAAAACACACAAACACACACACACACCGACACCCGAUUUCGCAUUUUUUUUUUCGGAGCCGCUAACCGUUACUUGAAUUGCGUGUGCGGUAGGUUUUAAAAUGGCAUUAAUGACAUGCAAAACAAAACAAACAAACAAACAAAAAAAAAUGUCAAUAAGUAGAUAUGUGUGCGUUUUUUUCCGUUAUUUUUCGGCACUUGCGUUCGCGAUUUACAUGAGCGCACACUCACUCGAGCACGAAAAACCAUUAUUAAACGAACCGUUUGAACGUUCAUUGUGACAAAUACAAACACAUUCUCGCACGCGCUCAGUAAUACAAUCCUCCUCCAACCCCAUUCCUGACCCUAUACAUCCAUCCCCCUCACUGUGUGCUCCCCUGUUCGAACCCCAUUGUUUUCCCCGCGGUUUUCCAAGUCCCUCCCGCGCAUACAAAUAUCCAUCGUUUCACCCCUCUAUCUUUCAUCAUUCUCUUAUUAUUAAUAAAUUAAAAUAAAAAAAAAGAAAUGAAAUCAACUCGUUGUUAGUUACAAACAAAAGCUAAUUUAAAAAUUUAAAAAUAAUGAAGAAACUCUAGUAGUAGUGAGAAGAAUCAACAAAGAACUAAAAUUUAGUAGCAGAAAAUUAAGAAGAAAAAAAAACAAGGAUAAGCGCAAGGAAAAAUUGUUAACGAAAGAAGUGAAUAUAUUAGAAGAGAAUAAAAGUUGUUUUUAUUAUUGUUUUACACCACAUUUGAGUAACCCCCCUCCCACAAAACCGGUUAGUUUUAGUCCCAUCCUACCCAAAUACCCCCCCCCCCCCCCCCCGUAUCCGUUGAUCCGUUGAGCUAAGUUUCACUAUUCGAAUCCCGAUCUCGUUUCCCUUCCCCGCUCCCCCACUCCGAAUGAUUUCGGUUUUCGAUUUCGUUUGUGGUUUUUUUUUCGUUGACACUUCUACGGGAAUUAGGUUCUCUUGUAGAGGACCGUAUCCACCGAGCACUGGCGAGGCGCAUUCGGGCGGAGACUUUACCAAGUUUCCGCCCCGCUUUGCCUCUGAAUGGGCGGCUAGACGUGCCCAGGCAGUGGACGUGGUGCGGUCUACCGGUUUUUUAAAAAAGAAGAAACAAGAACUCUUAUUUGUUAGUGCAUAAAACAAGCGAAAAUUGUUGAUUUUUAGCUGAUAUAAAACAACAAUUUCAACAAGAAAAAAAAAAGAUAUAAAAAACAACACAAGAAGCUGAAAGAAUCCAAGCGUCUAAUAAAAAAAAUAGGAAGCAGAAAAAGUAAGCAACGCGUCACAUAAAACUGCCCGAUUGUUGUAAACUAAUUAAAAAAGAAAAAAAAAACAUAAGGAAAAAGUAUUUCAGCAAGAGCAAAAACCCAUUUAAAUGUAAAGUGAAAAACCAACCGCAGAUAAACCAAGUUAGCUAAAUUUAAAAAGCAGGCUAUUUGAAAUUAAUACCAAUAAAUAAAGGAAAAAAAGAAGAAAAACUCGUUAUAACGCUGUAGAACAGAACAAACCACACAGAAUAAAUUUAAGAAUAAAGGAAACAAUAUUUCUCUUCAUCAAACACUCUCACGCAGAAAAAAAAACAAACAAACCAAGAUACAAAACAAAAAGAAAGAAAUUUAACAAAAUACAGCACACGCGCAGAACAGACUCUUUCAAAUACCAACCGAGGAUGAUACCAGCAGAAAAAAAAAAUGUCAGAAUAAAAUCAGAACAAUAGUAUUUAACAAAAAUUA